CCGCCCCAGCUGCCUACUCAUAUUUAGUCUCUUAGCUUCAUCUUCCAGACACUGACAGCAGCUGGACGCGCCCAAGGGAGGUGGAGAAGAGCCAAAGCACCGCAAUGGGGUCCCACCUUCUGUUCCAAGCCUGUGUCCUUCUGGGGGCACUCACGUUCUCCUCGAAAGGUGCCUUGGCCCUGGAGUGCCACAGCUGUGUGGACAUCGGCAAUGGUGGCUGCAGCCCAGAACAUAUGAAGAAGAUGAAAUGCCCAGAAUCCACCAAGGUCUGUGUGGAAACGGUAGCUGCCGUGCAAUGGAGUCACGGGAAUUUCCUGAUUGGCGAAAAGGGCUGCGGCCUGGGCAUGCCUGGGCAAAACGACAAAGCGGUUGAGCUGCACGGCAUCAUCGCCUUCUCCCAGCUGUAUCAGUGCAACAGCAGCCGCUGUAACAAUAAACUGGACCUCAGAGCUAUGCAGCUGCAAGCCACUGGUAAUGAGAGCGCCAUGGUCCCGAACGGGGUGGAAUGUUACAGCUGCAGCGGCGAUGAGUGUUCAAACGACAACGCUACCAUUGUCAAGUGCUACGACGCUUUCCGGGGUUGCUUCCACGGCAACAUCACUAUGCGCGCUGGCCAGUUCUCAUUGACCAGACCCAUCAAGGGUUGUGUUCAGGAUGAGGAGUGUACCAAGGUCACAAGAGGCAGCCCGGCCAUCACGCUUGUGGGUUCUUGUUGCUCUGGUAGCCUUUGCAAUGUCGAUCUCUCCAACAAAACUUACUUCGCACCCAAGAUUCCACAACUUGCCAUCCUGCCCGAUCAAAGCGACAAUGUCACCACCGGAGAAACUACCACUGGGUACAUGCAGGACAGUUUGCCAGCUCCUACUGCUGCCAACACGGAAGCCCCCUCCCUCUCUGUGACCCCACCACUGCACAAUCAUGAGGACCAUGACCACGACCAUAACCACGACCACACCUACAACCAUGACAUCGAUGAUAAAGAAACGUUCUCUGUGGGAAAUGAGUAUUUUCUCACUGCUGUAAAAGUCGAGGAGCGAAAGCACCAAGAACAAGUGCCAUAUAACAGUGGUGUGAGAGGCUUAGGGGGGGCGUUUUUGCUGAUGGUGCUGCUAGCUGGGUUGCUUAUGUGA
Messenger RNA from Euleptes europaea (tarantolino), 1130 nucleotides. RefSeq names its product LY6/PLAUR domain containing 3 (gene LYPD3). The transcript is spliced from 5 exons. Bases 105 to 1130 code for a protein of 341 amino acids. Gene Ontology annotation, cellular component: plasma membrane. The record is from RefSeq and is a predicted model, not a curated record. Lineage: Eukaryota; Metazoa; Chordata; Lepidosauria; Squamata; Sphaerodactylidae.